AUGUGGCGCUCAGGGGCCUCGCGAGCGUGGCUGCGCGGAGCUGGCUCUUGCCGCCCUCCGGAGCGCGUGGCUCCCCAGUCGCCUCCGGCCGUGAAGGCAAAGCCCAAGUGGCAACCUGUGACUGUUGCCUCCCCCGACUUCCCCCCUCCUCCACCUGAGAGCAGUUUAGUGUUUCCUCCUCCACCUCCUUCCCCAGCUACCUCUGCAGGUUCUCCCCCCCCUGACAGAUCAGGGUCUCCAGUCAAAAAGACCAGCAAGACAUCGAGCCCGGGAGGGAAGAAACCACCCCCGACACCUCAGCGCAACUCCAGCAUCAAGUCCACCAGCUCCACUGAGUACCACGAGUCCAAGAGGCCUUCAGUGGACCGCCUUGUCAGCAAAUUUGCACACCCCCCGGAGCCCUCCGGGUCUCCUUCCAAGGAGUCGUCGCCUCCCGCAGCCCCUCCAAAGCCGGGGAAGCUCAACCUUUCUGGCGUGAGCCUGCCGAUCGUCCCGCGGGGGGCCCCCCCGCCCACCCCCCCCCUCCUGCCUGUGGCCGGGAAGGAGCCCGUGGUCGAAUUCCCUUCACCACCGUCAGAUUCGGACUUUCCACCGCCACCGCCUGAAAUAGAUCUUCCUCCCCCACCGGUUGAGAUCCCCUCCGUGUUUUCAGGCAGCACCUCCCCAAAAGUGGCAGUCGUCAAUCCUCAGCCUCAAGCGUGGUCCAAACCACCCGUGAAGAAAGCCCCGCCGCCCACGCGUCCCAAGCGGAACGACAGCACGCGGCUGACGCAGGCGGCAGCGGCGGCGGCGCCGCGGCGCGCACGCGCGCCCACGUCGCCCAAGUCCAGCCUUAGCGUGCAGCCGGGAUUCCUGGCAGACCUCAACCGGACGCUGCAGCGCAAGUCCAUCACCCGGCACAGCUCGCUCUCAUCGGCGCGCGUGUCCCGAGCGGAGCCCACGGCCACCAUGGACGACAUGGCCUUGCCACCGCCGCCGCCCGAGCUGCUGGCCGACCAGCAGAAGCCGAGCAGCUUUGGGGGCAGUCACAUAUCCGGCUAUGCAACGUUGCGGAGGGGGCCACCUCCCGCACCCCCCAAAAGGGAUCAAAACACCAAGCUGUCGCGGGACUGGUAGGAGCUGCCCG
Messenger RNA from Tinamus guttatus (white-throated tinamou), 1126 nucleotides. Lineage: Eukaryota; Metazoa; Chordata; Aves; Tinamiformes; Tinamidae. The record is from RefSeq and is a predicted model, not a curated record.